Molecule: messenger RNA, 1543 nt
Organism: Propithecus coquereli (Coquerel's sifaka)
Lineage: Eukaryota; Metazoa; Chordata; Mammalia; Primates; Indriidae
Gene: CHKA
Product: choline kinase alpha
Exons: 12
Coding region: 22-1371 (449 amino acids)
Biological process (GO): CDP-choline pathway; phosphatidylethanolamine biosynthetic process
Cellular component (GO): cytoplasm
Molecular function (GO): ethanolamine kinase activity; choline kinase activity
Source: RefSeq, a predicted model, not a curated record
CUCUUCGGCCGCCUGCCCGGCAUGAAGACCAAGUUCUGCACCGGGGGCGAGGCGGAACCCUCGCCGCUCGGGCUGCUGUUGAGCUGCGGCAGCGGCAGCGCGGCCCCGGCGCCUGGCGUGGGACAGCAGCGCGACGCCGCCAGCGACCUAGAGCCCAAGCAGCUGGGCGGCCCGCAGCCGCCGCUCGCGUUGCCGCCGCCGCCGCCGCUGCCCCCGCCCCCGCCGCCGGCGGCCGACGAGCAGCCCGAGCCCCGCACGCGGCGCAGGGCUUAUCUGUGGUGCAGGGAGUUCCUGCCCGGCGCCUGGCGGGGCCUCCGCGAGGACCAGUUCCACAUCAGUGUCAUCAGAGGUGGCCUCAGUAACAUGCUGUUCCAGUGCUCCUUGCCUGAUAACACAGCCACCAUUGGCGACGAACCUCGGAAAGUGCUCCUGCGGCUGUACGGGGCAAUUUUACAGAUGAGGUCCUGUAAUAAAGAGGGAUCCGAACAAGCUCAGAAAGAAAACGAAUUUCAAGGGGCUGAGGCCAUGGUUCUGGAGAGCGUUAUGUUUGCCAUUCUUGCAGAGAGGUCACUUGGGCCAAAACUCUAUGGCAUCUUUCCCCAAGGCCGACUGGAGCAGUUCAUUCCGAGCCGGCGAUUAGAUACUGAAGAACUAAGUUUGCCAGAUAUUUCUGCAGAAAUAGCUGAGAAAAUGGCGACAUUUCAUGGUAUGAAAAUGCCAUUCAAUAAGGAACCAAAAUGGCUUUUUGGCACAAUGGAAAAAUACCUAAAUCAGGUGCUGAGAAUUAAAUUUACUGGGGAAUCCAAAAUUAAACAGCUCCACAAAUUCCUUAGUUACAAUCUGCCUUUGGAACUGGAAAACCUGAGAUCACUGCUUGAAUCUACUCCAUCUCCAGUUGUAUUUUGUCAUAAUGACUGUCAAGAAGGUAAUAUCUUAUUGCUGGAAGGCCAAGAGAAUUCUGAAAAACAGAAACUGAUGCUCAUUGACUUCGAAUACAGCAGUUACAAUUACAGGGGCUUCGACAUUGGGAAUCAUUUCUGUGAAUGGAUGUAUGAUUAUAACUAUGAGAAGUACCCUUUUUUCAGAGCAAGCAUGCGGAAGUAUCCCACCAAGAAACAGCAGCUCCAUUUUAUUUCCAGUUACUUGGCUGCAUUCCAGAAUGACUUUGAAAACCUCAGUAGUGAAGAAAAAUCCAUUAUAAAAGAAGAAAUGUUACUUGAAAUCAAUAGGUUUGCCCUUGCGUCCCAUUUCUUCUGGGGACUUUGGUCCAUUGUACAGGCCAAGAUUUCGUCCAUUGAAUUUGGGUAUAUGGACUACGCCCAGGCGAGGUUUGAUGCCUAUUUUGACCAGAAGAGAAAGCUUGGGGUGUGACUGUGGGGACUCCAUCCACCUUGACACUGGACAGCACGGGGAGGUGGCCGAGCAGGGUCCCCUCUGUGCUUCGACUGCGCACCUGCGGCAGGAUGGCUCUGGAUGUCUCACUACUGAACACAGAUGUGUAUGAUACUAAAGACUGUAUUAAAAUGGAGUAACAUUUAUUUCA